AGUUUUGCUGGCUGGAGCGCCGGGGAUGCAUCAGCGGCGGUAAAUGGGAGUUUUUGAGCGUUUCCUUUCGGUAAAGGAGCUGCAAGUUCAGUACCAUGAUCAGCAACCCCCAGCGACGGGGCGGGGGUUUGUCCGUUUGAAGGGGAUCGGAGAUCGGAAUUGGGACGGGUCGGGAAGAACAAGGUCCUGCACCUGACGAAGAGCUUCUAGUCCAGGAAGAUUUACCCCACGAAAAAAAUAUCUUUAAGUUCAACUUCUGAUCUGAUGACAAGCAAUUCCUAAGCAAUGUUGCUAGGGGAAAUCUCCAAGGACCUCCUAACCCAGCUGCUAACUCGAAAUGAAGUAUUUGCUGUCCUUCUCCGCCUGACUGUCUUUGGGGCUGCCACCUAUUUCAGCAUAAAGUGGGUAUCAGAUGCCCUGGAUCCCACUCGAAAGCAAAGGAUACUGCUAAAGAAACAGGCAGAACGCUUGAUGAAGCAAAUUGGAGUAGAAGGAGUGAAGCUUACAGAACAUGAGAUGAACAUUGCAGCUCACCUGGUGGAUCCAAAGGACAUAAAAGUCUCUUGGGAGGACAUUGCAGGUUUGGAUGAAGUGGUCAGGGAACUUCAGGACACAGUGAUCCUGCCUUUCCAGCAGAAGCACUUGUUUCGUCACUCCAGGCUCUGCCAACCCCCAAGAGGUGUUCUGCUUUAUGGUCCUCCUGGCUGUGGCAAAACCCUUCUUGCCAAAGCGACAGCCCAAGCUUCGGGAUGCAGAUUUAUCAACUUGCAAGCAUCUACCGUGACUGACAAAUGGUAUGGAGAGUCACAGAAGCUCACAGCUGCAGUUUUCUCCUUGGCAACCAAAAUCCAGCCCUGCAUCAUUUUCAUAGAUGAAAUAGAUGCCUUUCUGAGGAAUCGCUCUGAUUCUGAUCACGAAGCCACAGCUAUGAUGAAAGCUGAGUUCAUGAGCCUUUGGGAUGGGUUGGAAACUGGACCCAAUUGCCAGGUACCAUCUAGCAGGAACCCAUAG
This is a messenger RNA of Sphaerodactylus townsendi, 1011 nucleotides long. Its product is annotated as outer mitochondrial transmembrane helix translocase-like. NCBI's taxonomy places the organism in Eukaryota, Metazoa, Chordata, Lepidosauria, Squamata, Sphaerodactylidae. Gene Ontology annotation, molecular function: ATP binding; ATP hydrolysis activity. The record is from RefSeq and is a predicted model, not a curated record. Gene Ontology annotation, cellular component: mitochondrial outer membrane. The coding region runs from base 286 to 1011 and encodes 241 amino acids. The transcript is spliced from 6 exons.